CGCAUGCUCCCCCCACCCCGGCGGAGUAACCUGGAGAUUUAAAAGCCUCCGACGGGCGCGCGGCGGGGGCGGAGGGGGCCGAGCUCGCACGCGCCGCCCCGGGGCCCGCCGCGCGCCGCGGCCAGGAUCUGAGUGAUGAGAUGUUUCCACUCCGGCGCCCCACGCCAGCAGGCGUCUAGCAUGGACUGAGAAGCUGCACCUGCACAGAGGGCUGGCAGACAUGGCUUCUUGGCUGAGUCCUAGGCAGUCGGCGGCAGCGAGGAGGAGAGGCCUGGGCAUCUGGGGCAGGGCUGAGAUGAAGCAGUUCUGGAGCGUGUGACCCGGCCAGAGCCCUACCUGCCUGGUCCACCAUGGUCCAGAGGCUGUGGGUGGGCCGCCUGCUGAGGCAUCGGAAAGCCCAGCUCCUGCUGGUCAACUUACUGACCUUUGGCCUGGAGGUGUGUCUGGCCGCAGGCAUCACCUACGUGCCACCCCUGCUGCUGGAAGUGGGCGUAGAGGAGAAGUUCAUGACCAUGGUGCUGGGCAUUGGUCCAGUGCUGGGCUUGGUCUCGGUCCCGCUUCUGGGCUCAGCCAGUGACCACUGGCGCGGGCGCUGUGGCCGCCGGAGACCCUUCAUCUGGGCCCUGUCCCUGGGUGUUCUCCUGGGCCUCUUCCUCAUCCCAAGGGCCAGCUGGCUGGCAGGACUGCUGUGCCCGGACGCCAGGCCCUUGGAGUUGGCCCUGCUGAUCCUGGGUGUGGGGCUGCUGGACUUCUGUGGCCAGGUGUGCUUCACUCCGCUGGAGGCCCUGCUCUCUGACCUCUUCCGGGACCCGGACCACUGUCGCCAGGCUUUCUCCGUCUACGCUUUCAUGAUCAGCCUCGGGGGAUGCCUGGGCUACCUCCUGCCCGCCAUUGACUGGGACACCAGCGCCCUGGCCCCCUACCUGGGCACCCAGGAGGAGUGCCUCUUUGGCCUGCUCGCUCUCAUCUUCCUCACUUGUGUGGCAGCCACGCUGUUUGUGGCCGAGGAGGCAGCGCAGGGCCCGGCUGAGCCAGCGGAUGGGCUCUUGGUCCCCUCCAUCCCACCACAUCUCUGCCUGUGCCGCACCCGGCUGGCUCUCCAGAACCUGGGUGCGCUGUUUCCCCAGCUGCACCACAUCUGCUGUCGCGUGCCUCACACCCUGCGCCGACUCUUCGUGGCCGAGCUGUGCAGCUGGAUGGCAUUCAUGACCUUCACGCUGUUUUACACGGACUUCGUGGGCGAGGGGCUGUACAAGGGUGUGCCCAGGGCUGAGCCAGGCACCGAGGCCCGGAAACACUACGAUGAAGGGGUCCGGAUGGGCAGCCUGGGGCUGUUCCUGCAGUGUGCCAUCUCCCUGCUCUUCUCGCUGGGCAUGGACCGCCUGGUGCAGCACUUUGGCACCCGGGCAGUCUAUCUGGCCAGUGUGGUGGCCUUCCCUGUGGCUGCCGGUGCCACGUGCCUGUCCCACAGCAUGGCUGUGGUGACCGCUUCGGCUGCCCUCACGGGGUUCACCUUCUCCGCCCUGCAGAUCCUGCCCUACACACUCACCUCGCUCUACCACCGGGAGAAGCAGCCUGACGCACCUGACACCACUUGCCUGGGCACUGUGUUUUCCUGCCCAAAUACCGAGGAGACGCUGGAGGUGGUGCCAGUGAGGAUGGCCUGAUGACUGGCUUCCCAGCGGGCCCCAAGGCUGGGUCUCCUUUCCCCAGCGGGCUUGCGGGUGCUGGAAGCAGCAGCCUGCUCGCGACUCCGCCUGUACUCUGCGGGGCCUCUGCCAGCGAUGUGUCCAUGCGUGUGGC
Manis javanica (Malayan pangolin) is the source of this 1803-nucleotide messenger RNA. NCBI's taxonomy places the organism in Eukaryota, Metazoa, Chordata, Mammalia, Pholidota, Manidae. The record is from RefSeq and is a predicted model, not a curated record.